CGUAGGACAAAAACAAGGAUCAAUUUUUUAUUUUUUUAAGCACUUAAUUGGAUUGGUCCUUAAAUAUUUCUAUGAACAAUAUAAAAAGGAAAAACGCCAAACCAACCACUCGUCGUUCUUCUUUCUGUACACUUUCUCAAACUCCAGAGAGAGGCCCCAUAAGAAUAGGGUUGUUCUUAGUUUUUGAAGUAAAGAGAGAAAAUGGCGAAUUGGGAAUUGAAAAGUUGCUGCAACCAUGACCAAGUCACCUUUCUGGUUACAUGCGGGGUCUUCACUGUUGUCAUUCUUGCUCUAUGGAGGACAGUGCUAUUGACACCUUUUAAGCUUAUUACAGUAUUCUUGCACGAAGCAAGUCAUGCAAUCGCUUGCAAACUUACCUGUGGUAACGUAGUAGGGAUCCAGGUUCAUGCAGAUGAAGGUGGAGUGACACAGACACGAGGUGGUGUAUAUUGGUUGAUCUUGCCUGCUGGAUAUCUUGGCUCAUCAUUUUGGGGGAUGGCUUUAAUACUUGCAUCCACAAAAAUCCUCACUGCAAGAAUAGCUGCUGGUUGUUUUCUUCUUGCCCUGGUUGUUGUGCUCUUUUAUGCUAAAAAUUGGACACUUCGAGGACUUUGCAUUGGAUUUAUUAUCUUUCUUGCUAUAAUUUGGCUUUUGCAAGAAAGGACAAAAGUUCGUAUUCUCCGCUAUGUUAUUCUCUUCAUUGGUGUCAUGAACAGUUUGUUUUCAGUCUAUGAUAUCUAUGAUGAUCUAAUAUCACGAAGAGUCCACUCCAGUGAUGCUGAGAAGUUUGCAGAAAUUUGUCCUUGCCCCUGCAAUGGAGUUGGAUGGGGAUUUAUAUGGGGAAUGAUAUCAUUCUUAUUUCUUGCUGGAUCAAUGUACCUAGCACUUGUCAUCUUAUCUUGAGGUUCAGAGAUUUGGUUUCUUGGUAGAGCAAUAGUACAUUGUUCACCCAUAUUCGGGGGUAUUUGUUCAAUGAUUUAGGGCAUUUUCUUCAGAACAUUGUAAUUUGAUUCAUCCAGCACUGGCAGUACGCUUUGUUGCACUAACAGGCUGGCUUCAUUCUUUUUAACCCUUUUCAUUUGGGGUCAAAUUCAUUUGUGACUACAUUGUAAAGUUAUAUGCGUUUAUUCUUCACUUGGUUUUGAUUGUAAAGUAGCAAAAUUUUUUUUGGUGUGGUUUAAUUUUUAUUUACUGGUAUGUUAUUCACCAUGAUGUCAAGCUACUGCUGCAUGAAAAGAACAUUUCUUUCUCUGAACUUGGAUGCAUGGAUCCUUUUCUGGUUGCAUUUCAAUUAUAAGAAUUCACUACUUUAUAGAAUUAUCCAAGAUUUGAGGAACCAG
Messenger RNA from Durio zibethinus, 1340 nucleotides. RefSeq lists its product as uncharacterized. The record is from RefSeq and is a predicted model, not a curated record. Lineage: Eukaryota; Viridiplantae; Streptophyta; Magnoliopsida; Malvales; Malvaceae.